UUCAUUGUACGGGCUGCUGCUGCUGAUGCUGACAACCAUAGCGGACGGGGCGAUUUUCUUUUCUCCAAUAAAUGCAGCGUGUCAUGGAAACGGUUUCACGCAGAUUAGGACUCCACACAUGAUGAGGAUCGAUUACGAGGUAAGCCCUUUUUUCUGAUAGGAGAAUGAGGAAGAGGAGGAACUGGAAACCUUGGGAGCGCCUCGGAAAGUUUCUGUGAAGUCUCAAUGAAAGCAUUAGAAGAGCCUCUCUAGUAAUUGACUCAAUGGCCAAGAAAGGGCGUACGAAGAGCGAGAAGCCCGAAGCGCUCAUCUCUGCCCUGCAGGCAGCCAAUGAAGAUCUCAGGUCCAAGCUGACUGACAUUCAGAUAGAGCUACAUCAAGAAAAAUGCAAGGUGAGCAAACUAGAGCGCGACAAGGUCCAGGAGGUGAAGCGGGUGCGAGAGCAGGAGCAGCACCGUCACACUGCCAUGUUGACAGAGCAGCGGGCCAAGUGGCACGAGGAAAAGCAAAAGGAGCUCCAGGCUCUCAGGGAAAACCUGACGCGGCAACAUGAGCAGGAGCUGGCCCGCCACGCCAAAAUCAAAGAGCAGGAGAACCAGAGGCUCAAAGCCGCGCUGAAUGCCAUGCGUGACGGCAGCGGAGAGAAGGUGCGCACAGCGCUGACCCUGGAAGCCAAGGAAGACGCACGCCGCUUCUUUGACCAGGAGAGAGUGAAGCUCUUGCAGGAGAUCGCCGAGCUGAAGAGUCUCAAGAAGCAGACCGAUGAGGCUCUCAGCACCAUGAUCCAGUCUGACAAGAUGAAGGCUGGCGACCUGCGGGUGGAGCACCAGCAGCACCAGGAGCAGAUCUCCAAGAUCAAGUGGGACUGUGAGAGGGACAUCCGCAGACUGGUGGAUGAAAUCAAAUCUAAAGACCGCACCAUCUUUGCUCUGGAGAAGGAACUGGAGUCAACAGCAGGUUUUUUACAGAAGCUCCAGCUUCAGAAGGACGCCCUGGACGAACAGCUGUUCCUCGUCAAGGAGGCUGAGUGUGGCCUGGGGAGCCCGAAAAGAGAAAUCCCAGGCAGAGCUGGAGAUGGAGCUGAGCACUGUGGUAGCCCAGACAUGAGGAGAAACCAGAGGCGCAUUGCUGAACUCAACUCGACUAUACGCAAAUUAGAGGACCGCAACUCACUGCUGGUCGAUGAGAGGAAUGAACUGCUAAAGCGAGUUCGAGAGUCAGAGAAGCAGUGUAAGCCCCUGCUGGACAAGAACAAGCUGCUGAGUAAAAGGAAUGAUGAUUUGACUCAGACUAUCCAGAAGCUGGAGGAGAAACUCAAGAGCCUGGCCAAGGAGAACCAUGAGAUGAAGGAGAAGAUCAGCUCCCAUCCUCCACUGAAGAAGCUGAAGUCUCUGAAUGACCUGGACCAAGCACAUGAUGACCAGGAAAUAGCCUUUCUCAAGCUUCAAGUCCUGGAGCAACAAAGCAUGAUUGAUGAGCUGACAAGAGACCGAGAAAAACUACUAAGAAAGAAAAGGCAUAAAAGAAGUUCAAGGCCAAUUAAGAGGCACAUCGUAGUAGACACCUUCUUUGGGUACGAUGAAGAAUCUAUGGACUCGGAGACGUCAUCAGUGGCGUCGUUCCGGAUGGACAGAACUCCUGCUACUCCUGAUGAAGACCUGGAGGAUGGUCUAGCCAAUGAGGAGUCGGAGCUGCGUUUCCGUCAGCUGACCAGAGAGUAUCAGGCCUUACAACGAGCCUAUGCCCUGCUGCAGGAACAGAAAGGGGGCAUUCUAGACGCUGAGAUGGAGGCCAAGGCUCAGGAGCAGCUCCAAGCAGACGUGCUCAGGUAUAAAGCCAAAAUAGAGGACUUGGAGAAGGAACUGACCCUGAAGGGGCAGGACUCCAAAUGGGUAGAGGAGAAGCAACUCUUUUUACGGAGGAAUCAGGAGCUAUUGGAGAAGGUGGACAAGAUGGAGUCAGAGUGCAAUCGAGAGCAGCAGGAGCUGCAAGACUCCAAAGACCAGAAUGAACUGCUGGAGUUCAGGAUACUGGAGCUCGAAGAGCGUGAGAGGAGGUCCCCACCAUUCAACCACCUGAGGAUGCAUCCAUUCUCUGAGGGAGUCAGUGCACUGCAAAUCUACUGUAUGAAAGAGGGGGUCAAGGACGUGUGCAUACCAGACCUCAUCAAACUUCUAGACAUUCUGGGAGACAACGGGAACUUAAGAAAUGAGGAGCAAGUGGCCAUUAUCCAGGCCAGUACUGUUUUGUCACUAGCAGAAAAGUGGAUUCAGCAGAUUGAGGGGACGGAGGCAGCGCUGCACCAGAAGAUGAUGGACCUGGAAAUAGAGAUGGAGAUGUUCUGUAAACAGAAAGGAUAUCUAGAAGAGGAGCUGGACUACAGAAAACAGGCCCUAGACCAGGCGUACAUGCAAAUCCAGGAGUUGGAAGCAACGUUAUACAACGCCCUGCAACAGGAUAAGGUUAUAAAGUAUGGUGAACCUCUGGAUGAGCUUCAGAGGGACGAGCUGCGGACGGCGGUGGAGAAGCUGAGGAGGCAGAUGCUGAGGAAGAGUCGAGAGUACGACUGCCAGAUCCUCCAGGAGAGAAUGGAGCUGCUGCACCAGGCACACCAGAGAAUUCGUGACCUUGAAGACAAGACGGAAAUUCAGAGGAGGCAGAUUAAAGACCUGGAGGAAAAGUUUUUGUUUCUGUUCUUGUUCUUUUCUCUUGCCUUUAUCCUUUGGCCUUGAAGUCUUUGGCGUGUCCUGUAGCAGAGGUGGUGUGCCAGCUUGGAGAUCUUGUUUGUGACUGCAGUGUUAUUUAUUUUCUGGACAAGUGUGGAACAGUGUGCGUAGCAGUGGCUGCUAGUGUCAUAACAUCAGUGACUGCUGUCAGUGUAGGUGGAUGUAUCGUGUGUCGGCCCUGGACGUUCACACUUCAGAUUUUAUUCUUUUGGUCUUUUAAUGGGGGUGGGGUUCUCAGGAUACUGCCCAGGAUGACGUUAUUUUUAUUUUUUAAUUUUUUCGAGCGGUGUUGGACAUUAAACGUCUCUCCAAACAGCUGGGAGUACUGUAACAGGCUGCAAGAACGACACACAAUUAUAGAGACACUUACAGUAGAUGCAGACACACACAUAUACCUACAUACACGCAGAUUACGGACACUCAUGCAUAUACAGACGCAUGCAGAUGCAAACACGUGCAUAUACACACACAUGCUUUGACAAAUCCAAACCAAAGCCUGGGAAAUGUUCUCUCUGCCAUGCAGGGUAAUAAUAUGUCAUUCACCACCAUCCAGCCACUGUGGGGAUAUAAGCAGACAGAAAAACUCAUAAACAACGAGACAAACGGACCACAACUUCUCUUCUUUUUCUCUUCUUUCCUUUCCAAACCCGAAAGGACGUUCUUCACGAAUGCAACCUCUUGGUGAUAUAGAAGCGAGCCAACUCAGGGCCCAUGAGUGCGGAGGCCAGUACUGGUUUCAGGUCAGAUUAUACUGAGGAACACUGUGGGACAUGGUGUGUCACCGGCCGGCCUGCCCUCGCUGUUCCCAGAAUGGUGCUUACACAGACUGCUUGGACUCUCCGGAGAUUAUACCUGGAAAAAGACAGAACUCCACUGCAGAGACUGGUGUGUGUACAGACACUGAAAGGGGGAUACAGGACGCUCAGGUUGACACGUCUUCACCGGACACAUGAAACAGACUUAAGUGAAGAGGGGGUAAAAAAGAGAAAGAAAAGAUCACAGGGGGGAAACGACACUCUCCGAUCCAGCACCCUGGAUCUUCACAGAUUGUCAAACCGCUUCUUAAUUAUUUCUCAAAAACCAGCAGACUGUAAGAGCUUUACUCUCUGGUUACCUUCUGUUCCUCCUUUCUUUUUUACAGCUCCUACCACUUAGAUACUGUGUCCCAAGAUUUCCACUGAGAAAACAUCCCUAUUCUGUACUGUAAUAUAUACAUUUGUUGAUAUGUACAUGCGUCUGAAUUAUUUCAUGUAGUCUCCCCUUUUUAUUUCUGUGAAUAGUUACACUUUAAUUUGACUCUCUGAAGCAGCUUGAACAGUUGGUGUAGUUUAUAAAUGACUCAAAAAGGGUAUAAAUUGCUCUGUUUUAUUGUGGUGACGGCUGCACAGAUGAACUUUAUCUCCUUGGAAAUUAUAACUGAAAAAUCUGUUGGAAUAUGAAUGUGGAAUAAUGAAAUAUUUGCCUCCCUUUUCCUUCAAUCCUCCCUCUAUCACAUACUGUAUUUAUUACUCUGUCUAAAAGUGUGUCACUCCCGUUGACCAGCAGGGGGUGCUGGUUUCACCUGAGCGGCUUUCAAUCUGCCCUUUAAAGUUACAUCAUCUUUUGACAAACUUGUAAAUAUUUUCGGACUACAUUGCAAAAUAUUUAUCAACUCUAGUCGGAUGAUUGGUCGGUUUAAAUUCAAAUCUUACAGUGACAUCAUCAGUACGUCCUACAUGGACCAAAGCUAAAUUCAUCAGAUGAACUUCAUAUGAUUCAAAUGACAUGACAAACAAGUAAAGUCACAAAUUUCUCUACCAGAACAUCACUGCAGUUUCUCUCUUCCCCUCUUUUUUACUAACAAAAAUCGUCUUUGAUACUAACAACACUCUUUUACGAAACACUACUGGUCACUUCCCCAAAAUGAAACAGGAGAAAGUGAAUGCAACACUACACCUGCUCCACUUCUCUCCUGUCAAGCUAACUCUGCCCAGUCCCUGCAAUAUUAACUAGCUGACCAAGCUUGUUCCCCUGUGUACCUGAGCUAGUGUAUCUGCCAUCAUACCACCCCGCUGGCUCCAUUCACAGGUCCGGGGUAUCAAGGCAUCUCAUUACAUAGCGGACAGUGACCACUCCAUUCACUUUACCAAGGGGAAUGACUGAGACUAUUUUUGUGCAAACUCAGCUAACUAGCAGUUGCCUUAAAUGCACUCCCCCCCCCCCCCCCUUUUUUUUUCCCGCUUGUAUCUUCCUUUGUAACAAUUAUUUUUUCAGGCGGUUGAUAUAAUCAUGUAAUGUAAUGUAUAUUUUUUGUCUUUCUUUCACAGAGGAAUUUUUUUUAUCUUUACCCCGUCUGUCUUCCAGCCAGAAUUUAACCCCUCCUCCUUCUUUCGUCUAGAUUAUUACAGAAACGGAAAAAAAGGAGUAAUGCUGUAAAAAAUAAACAAAAAAAAAACAUGGCCUUUGAC
Epinephelus lanceolatus (giant grouper) is the source of this 5173-nucleotide messenger RNA. It is a transcript of the gene jakmip2, whose product is annotated as janus kinase and microtubule interacting protein 2. The record is from RefSeq and is a predicted model, not a curated record. NCBI's taxonomy places the organism in Eukaryota, Metazoa, Chordata, Actinopteri, Perciformes, Serranidae. Gene Ontology annotation, molecular function: kinase binding; microtubule binding.